AUGGAAUGGAAUGGGCUCUAUCGCGGUGCGAUACUAGGAGAGGGCGAACUACGAGGGCUUAGCUCGGUUCGAACCCUGGUCUUUGGGCCAUUGCCCUGCCUCGAAAUUCGCGAGAUACCUCCGACGAACAGGGUUGAGAGGCUUCGAACAUGCCUCGGCCAGAUUCGAUCGGAGCUGCUCGCUUCCGAGGAGGAGGAGGAGGAGGAGCACGAGGAGGAGGAGAAGCAGGAUCGGGAGGAGCAUGAGGAGAGCUACAUGGCCUCAACGGCCCCACCACUGAUUCGCAACACCAGCAGUGUGGGACCUGCUGGCGAGGGCUGCGGGUGCAACACAAUGCACGCCUCGCGGGCUGCCCUAGGAAACUCAUUCGUCGCUCGGCAGUGGGCCGUUCACCGGCCAUUCUCCACUGUUAGGACACGCGACUAG
Messenger RNA from Prorocentrum cordatum, 426 nucleotides. Lineage: Eukaryota; Dinophyceae; Prorocentrales; Prorocentraceae. The record is from the annotation of a GenBank genome assembly.